GGACCCCCACGGAGUCAGCGGCGGAGGAAUGGCUGGAGAUGACCACCGAGGAAGCUGCUCUCAAGCAGCUCAGGUUCCUGCGGGCCAUCUACCCCGCGUGUCUUGCUGCACAGGACAGAGGGCAGGACACGCUGGAGCCGUGCUGCUGCAAGGCGGCUGUGGUGGAGAGGAUUGUGGAGCUCAUUGAGGAGCUUCCUAAAGACUCUCCACCCAGCGAGAUCCUCGCCAGCUGCCUGGCUGCUGUGGGCAACCUCAGCACCAUGAAACCAGCCCUUGAGCCUGAGCUAGAGUCCCGCCUCUUGCAAGCUGCCCUUGGCUCGGUCUUCACCCUGGGCACGGAGACGGACGCCACCGACAUCCAGGCUCUACACAAAGUCAUGCCAGAGCUCCUGGAUGCUGUGCUGGGGAACCUGCUGGCAGAGUCCCCAGACGCAGGCAGGCUCCACUUCAUCUUGGAGCAUGUCAACCGCUGGAUCGUGUCCAGGGUGCCCCAGGAGAGAGCCAGGGCCAUUAAGAGCAGCACGGCCCUGCUGAGAUUUGCAGUCACCCUCCCCGAGUUUGACAUCUCAGCAGAGUUCCCUAGGCUGGGUCAGCACGUGGCCCAGCUGGCUCUCUUUGUGAGUUACCCAGACCAGGACAUCAGCCGGCAGGUCUUUGGAAAAUUCUUCUCUGCGGGGCAGAGGAAAUGCUUCCUCAAGACAGCCGUGCCAGCGAUCUACAACCCCCUGCUGUGCAUUAGCCAGGCUGGGCUUCUCCUCACGUACGCCAUCCUGGGGGAAGCCGAGCAACUGCUGGGGUACACGCUGGAGGACACCACCGCCAAGGUGAUGGGUCAGCUCCGCAGCAUCCGGCAGCUGCACCAGAUCUUCGCACGGGUCGGCUUGCUGCAGGAGACACUGACGGACAUCAUCAUCUACAGUGCCAACUGGAAGGAACAGCUCCAGCUGCGGGCGCUGGGCAGAGCAGGACUCACCGCAAACCGAACCAAAUGUCACCUGGGCCAGAAAGAACUGAUCUACCCGGGCUAUACGGCGGAUCCCCGCUGA
Molecule: messenger RNA, 1046 nt
Organism: Mauremys reevesii (Reeves's turtle)
Lineage: Eukaryota; Metazoa; Chordata; Testudines; Geoemydidae
Product: maestro heat-like repeat-containing protein family member 7
Exons: 11
Cellular component (GO): cytoplasm
Source: RefSeq, a predicted model, not a curated record